Messenger RNA from Ixodes scapularis (black-legged tick), 4668 nucleotides. Its product is annotated as vitellogenin-4-like. NCBI's taxonomy places the organism in Eukaryota, Metazoa, Arthropoda, Arachnida, Ixodida, Ixodidae. The coding region runs from base 1 to 4620 and encodes 1539 amino acids. The record is from RefSeq and is a predicted model, not a curated record. The transcript is spliced from 25 exons. Gene Ontology annotation, biological process: lipid transport. Gene Ontology annotation, molecular function: lipid carrier activity.
AUGAUAGCCCCUUACGUUUUGCCCGUUCUGUUCAUUGCCGUCGCCACUGGCUAUGAGGUGGGCAAGGACUACGUCUACAACUACCAUGGGAAGCUGCAGGUUCAGAACCCAGAGCAGCCCCUGCAGUCAUCGGGAUUCGCAUUUCGCAGCAAGGUCGUCGCCCAGCCCAGGCCCGACCACACCCACUUCAAGGUGAUCGAUUUUGAGGUGGACAGCUUCAACGGCGAUCACAUUCACCUUAGUGACCACGAGUUCCACUACCACUCCACGGAUAAGCUAAAGCAGUUCAUCGAGAGGCCAUUUGCUGCCAAGUUUUCCCAAGGAAAGCUCGUUAUGGCAGAGAUUGGCAAGAACGAGCCUAAGUGGUCCAUGAACCUCAAGAAGGGUGUCGUCAGCGUCUUCCAGGUGGAUUUGAUAAAGGGUCGUCACGACAAUCCACACGCCAAGCAGUUCUACGUGAAGGAGGAGAGUCCUCAGGGAAACUGCGACACACUCUACAUUGUCGGCGAGAAAGAUGGACUUAAAGAUGGACUUACGGUCACCAAGAUCAAAAAUCUCCAGAAGUGCGACGAGGAGAUCUACACCUUCGGAAGGAUUAGGGGCCACGGGUGUGUUAACUGCGAGGCCAUGGAAAACCACCCCGGCUUAGCUACUUCUCAAAUCAAGUACAGGCUGGAUGGAACACCAGAGCACUACGUCAUCAAUCAUGCCGACGCCACUUCGGACACCGAAAUCAAGCCCUUCGGCACCGGUGGAAAAAUCAUUCGAGUGCAAAUUAAUCGUACCUUGGAUCUGGAGGAGGUUCACGACGCCAAUACCGACACCCAGCUUCCAGAGGACAUUGAAAAGGUGGAGCAUCUUUGGCUGUCGUUCCCAGAGUCUGGCGAUGCCGAGAGCCUCGAAGACCUAAAGAAGGUCAACCACCCCGUCAUCGACUUCGAUCUCACGAACGACAAGGAGAAAUUCAUCCCUGCUUUCAACCAGCUGGCAGCGACAGAGUACGAAGAUGACGACAUCAAGGACGUCCACAGCAAGGAAAGCGUCGCCCUCAAAUUCCUAAUCUUGCACAGCUUGUUCGGAGUCAUGCCCUUUGAAGAUGUGUCUCAAAUGUACGACCAAGCUGUGGCCAAUGCCCCAGAAGCAAGCAAGAGUAACGUAAGGAGGCUGUUCCUGGACCUGCUGUCAGCUACCGGAACAAAUCCUCACGUGGCGUUUGGUCUGCAACUGAUCAAGGAAGACAAGCUCUCGGACGAUGAGGCUGAACACUUCCUCUCCACACUGGCCCUCCACCUCAAAGAGAACAGCCCUGCCCUUAUAACCGAACUUUCCGAAGCUUGUGAGCACGUGAAGCCUAAGCGACAAGUGUGGGUUAACUGCCAACUCGCUCUGAGCAGCCUCGCAGGCCAGGAGGGUUGCGUCCGUGCCAAGACGGACAGCGAACACGACGAGGGACUCUGCAAGCCAUCUUUGGUUUCGCACUUCUUUAACUAUCAGAUCAAACCUGAAGACAAAAAAGACCAGCCGGAAUACAAGAGGACGGUGUACAUGAAGGCUGCGGGCAAUUUGGCCACCAGGGGCGCCGUGCACUACCUGGAGCGCUACGUCUCGGAUACAAACCAGCCGGAGUACCGGAGAUCCGCCGCCCUCUGGGCUCUGAAGCGAUCUAGCAAGCACCACCCCGAACUGGUGCGGGACGUCGCACUUCCGGUGUACGUAAACACGAGCGAGUCGUCGUACCUGCGCAUCGCGGCGGUCACGAUCGUCCUCACGACCAAUCCGGACCUCUACCUGCUCAAGCACAUCGGUCACGACAUCAUCGACGACCCCAGCGACCAAGUGGCCUCUUUCGUGACCAGCAUGUUCCGUAGCGUCGAGAAAUCCAAGUACCCUUGCCACCAGGAGCUGGCCCAGCACCUUCGCUACGUCGUACCCAUGUGGAACGACGUACCCCGGUUCGACAAGCCCCUCGACCACACCAAGUCCCAGCUCCUCAUCUCAUCUGGUUACGACCCCAAGUACGACUAUGGGGGUGCAACGACGUUCGGUCAAAUCCGAGCGGACGAUAGCUACCUGCCAAGAGAGGUGUACCUUGGGUUUAAGCACUACUACAGCGGCGCCUCGUACGAAACAGCCUCGCUGUGGUUUGAAAGCUGGGGCAUGGACAAGCUGCUGAACCACGCCAUCGGGCCCCGCCCCGGAUCUACCGCGAACAUGUGGAACGUCUUUGGGCGGCGUCGCUUCCCGAGGGAUGCCUCGGCAAAGGAGCUCAAAGAGAUUGAGGAUGCUCUUCCCGUAACCGAUCGAGAGUACGAUCAUGUCUACGGCAGACUCAGCCUCGAUCUCUUCGGUCGCGCCAUCGACACCUUUGAGUUCGACGAGAGUCUUUUUGAAGAAGCUGCCAAUGCAAGGGAAAACCCAUUGGACAUUUUGAAGAACCAAGUGGGGAAGGUGCAACGUACGAAGAGCUUCCACCUGAGUAAGGACUUUGCCAUUGGGAUGCCCAGCGAGCUUGGCGUCCCCAUCUUCAUCGAGCACAUGCAAGUCGGAUUCACCUACAUCAACCGCCAGAAGUUUGCCAUGGAUGCGACGGAAGAUGGCAAGUUCUCCCUCGAUUUCAAGAGGCACUACGUUCAUGAGAGCGGUGGCUAUAGCAUGGUCGGCGUGGGCCUCACCUUCAACAAGACCUUCGUGGGAGUAGGCGCCGAUAUACAGACCGUCUUCAACUUGCCGAUCGACUUGAAAGUCACCGUUGAUCCUAUUCACAAAAAACUGAGCCUGAAUCGCCCGUUGAGCCUGCCCUGGAACAUUGUGAACCACCACUUCCGCCCGUACACAUUCGCCAUGCCCUACGACCUGGUGUCAGAUGUUUCCACAGCUGUCACCGCACUGUCCCAGCCACAGUACCCCCUGUACAACAAGGACGAAGUGACCUCGUUUGAUCGUACCUACUUCACCGACCUCCUGGGCUAUGGCCUGAACGUAAAGGGCAGUCUGCUCAGCAAGGGACUGAAAAAGGGACUGCACGACUUCUUGUUACACAACGACUGCUCUAAGAUGCUAUACUACGCCGUUUGGAACCCAGAGUGGCACCCACGGGAACUGCAGCUCACAGUCGUUCCAGAUGAGCAGGACGCCACGACUGAGGUUGAGGUCAAGCUCGGCUACGAGUUCCUGGAGCCCGAUGACCCAAGAGAGAGCCACUUCCCAGCUAACGACAACGUCCAUGGCGAUGCUGAGGUUCCUUCCACCCAUGUCCUCAACCUCGACUACGCUCUUAAGGGCACCAAGGAACGGAAGGUGUCCGCGGAAUUGAGGUACUCUUACACCAAGGACAACUUAAAACACAAAGUGCAGUUCUUCUCCGAUAGGACACCCUUCCACUCGAUGGACCAAGAUCACAGCAAGAUCUGCUUGGAUGUCACAACCAAGUUCCCAGAGCCCGACUGGGAUAGGCUGAACAACCUCGCAGUUUUCCACGAGGGAAAAGAGCUCGAGUUCCAGAUGAACAUUCAUCAGGGAAGCAACUGUAUCGACCAAGCUAGUGUAAGCUUCACGGGGAAGUACACGCACACGGACGACGAAGCGAAGCAGAUUCGAGAGAACGCUGAAAGCAAACCGCUGGGAGCCAACCGAAUGAAGAAGUACAACCUGCGGGUGCCGUACAACAAGUGUGUCGAGCACCAGAAGCAAGGAGUUCCCCUCAACUACUACUGCAUAAAGUACUUGUAUUACACGAGCCGCCUGGGCAAACUCACGAUGGACAUCGUGUACAAGAACCGUUGGGAUCUGUUCUCCCCGAUGCCUCAUUACUAUAAGAAGAUCAACCGGGAGGGCGGUUUCGUCAGCACCCUCUCCGAAUACUACCGCCGCGCAACAAGCGGCAAGCUCCACGUCGUCUCCCAGGUGCCCCCGGUUGAGAAGUACGCCGACAUCGCUGUCACCACGGAGGACGGGCGCAUCUACAACCACUUCCAUGUUCCGAUCUACAGCCACUUACUCGAGCCUAAGAUUUUCCCUAUGCUGGGAUACUCAAACAUGGCUAACUACAUAUCCUACUACAAACACAAGUACUGCGACCUGCAAGGGAAGAGCGUCAAAACCUUCGACAACGUCAUCGUACAGCUUCCGGAAACUGACUGCUACAAGGUGGUAGCCAAGGACUGCUCGCCCAACAAGAGGUUCACGGUCCUGGCACGUUCUACCGGAAACGCCGCACUCCCCAAGGCGCUGAAGGCAUUCAUCCAGUCCACCCAGGUAGAGCUCCUGCCAGUUGCCGAAGACUCCGGGCUUGUGCUCCGCGUUGACGGAAACAGAGUUCCACUGACCCCGGGAGUACCUUACAGUCACACCGCGCACGAAGUCGAGCUCUUCACGGUCAAGAUGGAACACAACUACUUCGAAGUGACGUCGAAGCCGUACGGGCUCUACCUGGGCUUCAACGGAAACAUGCUCGUUGUACAGACCGCCAACUUCUACCGCGGCAAGCUGUGCGGCCUAUGUGGCAACUACAACUACGACCGGCAGCACGAGCUUGUGGGCCCCAACCUCCACCACUACAACGACACCCUGGAGUUCGCAAAGAGCUACGUCGUUCCCUCCUCCGACUGCACCCCGCCCUGAGCACAACCUUGCAUCAAACCCGUCGAUGAAUGUUAUUUCGGCCACUCC